Molecule: messenger RNA, 4194 nt
Organism: Passer domesticus (house sparrow)
Lineage: Eukaryota; Metazoa; Chordata; Aves; Passeriformes; Passeridae
Gene: PHF21B
Product: PHD finger protein 21B
Exons: 15
Coding region: 757-2148 (463 amino acids)
Source: RefSeq, a predicted model, not a curated record
CCCCAGCUCGGCGGAAAGUGAGGAAUGAGUCCGUGUCCCCAGCAAAGGGGCGAAGAACUUGCCGAGCACGCCGAGUACUUGUGUGCCCGCCCGCUGUCCUGCCGCUCUGCCUCCCGUGCUGUCGUUCCCGCUGCCGCCACUCCUUUGCUUUUCAAUUCUUCAUUUCACUUUGGUUUUCCUAUUUAUUUAUUUAUUUAUUUGAGUUUCUUUAAGAGAUCGUUUUCUUCCAUUUUUUCCGCGGAGGGAGGGGUGGCUGGCUGGCGGGUCUGUCGCAAAAAAGCAAGAGAGAAAAAACAAAACCGGAAAAAAAAAAAAAGAAAAAGAAAAAGAAAAGAAAGGCAGGGAAAAAAAAAGGCCAAACAAAACCAAACCAAAAGCCAAACCAAACAAACAAAAAAAAAAAAAAAGAAAAAAAGAAAAAACCAAACUUCACUCGCAUCUGAAAGUGGCAGGAAAGUGCCUGGCAAGUUGCAGGGAUGGAGCUACACAGCUUGCAGGAGGCGUUAAAAGUGGAAAUCCAGUGUCAGCAGGUAACAGAACGGAAAGCGGGCUGGCAGCAGCGGCGAUGCAUGCUCGUAUUUUAUCCCUGCCGUAAUAAGCGCAGUUGUGCUGGGACAGCAGGAUGAGAAACUUUAUCAAACGGGGAUCUUAAGAAACAAAUCCAUGAAAGGCAAUCAAGAAUAGCAGCUCUUAAUGAGAAACAAGUAGGUAGAUCCACCUUAGCUGAGGAAGGAGGAAAAUACAAAGUGCUGAGAGAUGGAGGCAUCUAAUGCUGUCACUUCCUCAGGACCAAAAAGAUCAGUUUCUAAUACUUUGGGAACUAUCACUGCAGUGCCCAUUAAGGUUCCUCAGGUCAGCUCCUUGCAGAGGUUGGCAGGACAAGGACCAGCAGUGCUACCUCAGGUUAGGCCAAAGACCCUGAUUCCAGACAGCCUCCCAAUCUCCCCGUGCAGAGACCAACCUUCCAAGCAGCCUCCCACCUUCCAGAAGGCAACCAUAGUGAGCAUCAAAAACCCCAGCCCCGCCCUCCCCACUGCCAACAACACCGUCAGCCAUGGACAGACCCACAGCAGCCCGUCACAAGGCGUCACCGAGCCCGCAGCCCUCUCGUCCCCUCUGAGCGGUGCCGGCGUGGCCUAUGCCAUCAUCUCCACCUCGCCCAGCAAUGCAGCUCCCAUCAGCAGCAGCGCCGCUGUCUCGGUGGUCAACGACGGCAUCAAGGUGCAGCCACUUCUCAUCAGCACCGACAGCAAGGUUAUCAUUAUUCAACCUCAAGUCCAAACCCAGACAGAAAGUAAACUGGAGACAAAGAAAUCUCCUGAAGAGUCAGCUCAGGGACUGCCUGCUACCAAAAAGAAAAAGGAAGAAAAUCCAGAGAAAAUUGCCUUCAUGGUAGCACUAGGACUGGUUACAACAGAACAUUUGGAAGAAAUCCAGAGCAAGCGUCAGGAAAGAAAGAGAAGAAGCACAGCAAAUCCAGCCUACAGUGGACUCUUGGAAACAGAGCGGAAACGCCUUGCAUCGAAUUAUUUGAAUAACCCCUUGUUCCUUUCAACAAGAGCAAAUGAGGAUUCGUUCUGGAAGAACGAGAUCCAUCACGAUGAGCACUGCACUGCUUGCAAGCGUGGAGCUAACUUGCAGCCCUGUGGCACAUGUCCCAGAGCAUAUCACCUCAACUGCUUGGACCCACCCCUCAAAACUGCCCCCAAAGGGCUCUGGGUCUGCCCAAAGUGCCAACAGAAGGUUUUAAAGAAAGAUGACAGUGUGCCAUGGACUGGAACUCUGGCUAUUGUUCACUCCUAUGUUACCCAUAAAACAGUCAAAGAAGAAGAGAAGCGAAAGUUAUUAAAGAGGAGCAGUGAGCUGAGGAGUGAGCAUAGACAGUUAGAAGAAAAAGAUCGACUUCUCAACAGUGCAGUGAAGAAAUGCUUAGAGCUAAAAACCAGCCUGAUGGCCCAGCAGAAAGGGACUCAGUCAUCACUGGAACGUCUCAAAACCCUCAUUAGACUGAUACAAAAUGAGCAGAUGAUUCAGGUUACCAUGACUACCACCACCACCACCUCCCUGCUAUCCAUCCCCUGGAUCAAACCCUCGGCUGCCUCUGCUGCCGUGCACAAAGCUCUGCAGCCAUCACAGGGGAACAACUGACAGCUCUGAGGAACGGGCCACCAGAAACUUUAUGCACAUGAGCAGAGCAGAGAGGAAACUGGAGCAGAGGACAGAGGAGCAAUCUCAGUUUUGAUACUUGCAGCCCAGUUUGUAGGUCACUGUGGCAGCACAUUCCCACAGAGAGGGUUGUGCUGCACUUUUGUAUCUGCCACGACCUUCAGUGCUUAUGACGUUUUGUUUUGUUAUGUUGGCCUUAAUGUACUAAUGACUGAGGAUGAACUGGAAAAGCAUGGCUGAUAGAGGAAGCAGGAUAGCCUUUUGUGGUGGCAGACAGGCUUUCUGUCCCACGGGGAGAGGAGUUAGUGAGGCAUUAGAGAAGUAGUUGGGCUGAAAGCUACGUGUGUGGGGGGCAAUCGGUGAGGUGACCAGGAACUGAGCUACUGAGCACUUGACAUGGGUGUCAGAGGAGCAAGUUUGGCCCCAUUGAUUCAGGUGACCUGGAUAUGGGGUCUUUGUGACCUGAACAGCAUCACGGACACUCACAGAGCCUUGGAAACAAAAGAUCUUUUUUUUUCCGUAUUAUUAGACUUGAGAAUUGCAGAUAUUUAAAUAAAGAAACUGUAUGAAGUUAGCAUUUCUAGUAAAAUAUUGAAGUAUUUUCAUGCUGAUGCAUCUGUAUAUGCGUUCCAAAAUAUUUAAAAAAUACAACUGUAAGACUCCUUUUGCAGGUCCUUUUUACUUAUUUUGCUAUCAGUGUAUUUUUCUCAUGGAGUUUUUGUGCAAGGUUUAGCAUAACCAUAACAGUGGAUAUCUUUGAGAGUUUGGGUUUCAUUUUUUAAAGUGAUUAUUUUGUGGUUUUUUGUCUUUUUUUUUAAUUUUUGAUUAUUUUUUAAACAAAAAAGCAAAUAAAUAUUCUGGGGUUUGUUUCUUGUCAGUACAGAUAAUAUGCCAAAAAAUAACCUUUUUGUACUGCAGUUUUAAAGAUAUGCAACAUGAAUUUGAUUUUUUUGUUGUUUUGUUUUGUUUGGGGCUUUUGGGGUUUUUUUUUGUUGUUGUGGGUUUUUUUGGUUGCUUUGGUUUUUGUUGGUUGGUUGGUUGGGGUUUUUUGUAGAAAUAUCUGCUGAAAUGGUACAGGGGAAAAAAAAAAACUGCCUCAAGGGGUUGUUUCUCAAACUGGAGACUCAAACACAAGACUUCUGGGGGAAGGACAGGGCAUGGAAAAUUAAAAAUGUUUGGGAGGAUUUUGUUUUUGGAAACUUGAUUCCUUUUUAACAUUUUACUGGAUUUAGCACAUUUGGGAAGCGUUAAGCAUUAGCCUGAGAAAAUGCCAGUGCACCUGCCUGUUUCUAGCUGUCUUCCUGGUUCUGCAAGUGCUGCCUGGCCCCAGAGCCCCGUGUCCUGCGGCUGCUGGGAAGGGGCUGAUGGACACCCUGCUCUUCCCAGCUCACACUCCCUGUGCCAUUGGCCCUGUCCCCGUGAGUUCUCCACCAAUUAGCACAACAGGUUCUUAUGGAAAGCCACCAGAGCAGGACACAAGGCUGGUCUCUCACAUCAGCAUAUCACACGGUGCCGAAUAGCCUCUUUUGUUUUUAAUUUUAAAAAAUGAACACGUGAGGGACUGGCUUUUGCUGUUGCCCAGAAAGCACGUGGUCCCUUCAACCAUUUUCACAACUCCGGGAGAAACUGUGCAGUACUAUACAAAUCUAUUUUAAUACACAACUCUCGAUUGAACAAGAUUUUUAUAUUCUUUUAUUGAUGAAUAGAGUGAACUAAGUAAAACACAGUUCUUAUACAUUGGUUAAUGUAUGCAAUUAUGCAUUCUGAGUGGCUUGCAAUGUAGAUGUUUUCAGGUUUCAUAAUUUUCUUUUCCUUCUCAGACAAAUGAAAAAUAAAGGAAAAAUGUAGAAGGUUGAAUAUGUGAAGAAUUUCUGAAAAACUGUCUUCAACUGUUAAAAGUAGUUAUUUUGAAAAGGGGGCUGUCCAGUGGAUAGUGUGCAUAGAAAAAAAAGAAGUGUUUGUCCUAAAUAUGCCAAUGUAGUUUUACUUCUUUAUGAUGCAUUAAACUUGACUGACAAUUUCCUGGCA